AGAUAUUGUAAUUAAAUAAAUUAUUAUUUACCAUAAAUGAAUAGCAUCGGAAUAAAGCGUUGUUCUAAAGCAUAUAAUUCUCUAGCUGUCUCCCCAGUGCAGGUUCUUCAGGAUACUCUAACAGCAAUAAAGGACCUAAGACAUUUGAAUGCAUUUAGCUACGACAUCACUAGUGAUGAGGAGGAAGCCCUGGAACUGGCUGCUCAAAGUGAGAAAAGAUAUAAGCAAGGGAAUCCUCUCUCUCCUUUAGAUGGAGUCCCUAUCAGUUUUAAAGAUAAUUUCUUGGUCAAGAACAUGCCAUCUACUGCUGGAAGUAAAAUCUUGAGGGACUUCGUCCCUCCAAUCGAUUCUACUAUGGCUCAGAGAUGUAGAGAAGCUGGAGCAAUUAUUGUGGGCAAGACUAAUAUGGAUGAGUUCGGAAUGGGCAGUUUUACAUUAUAUUCUGAAAAAGUCCCAGUGAACCCCAUCAAUGAAGAUCUUGUUGUAGGAGGCAGUUCAGGAGGAGCAGCUGUUGCGACAGCUACAAACCAAGGAAUGGCUGCUUUCGGGACAGAUACUGGCGGCUCAGUCACAUUUCCAGCAAAUUGAUGCAGCGUAUACGGAUUUAAGCCGUCUUAUGGAAGACUUUCACGCCAUGGAGUGAUUUUGUAUUCUUCAUCAAAUGACUCACCUGGGAUUUUAGCACAAAAUAUUGAUGAUAUUUCCUCUAUCUUUCAAGUAGUCGAUGGGGAGGACAUUAAAGAUUCAAACUCCUUAAGCUUCACAGAGCCAGAGCUUAGAACCUCUUUGAAAGGUGUCCGAGUUGGAAUAGCAGAAGAAUUCAACAUCGAAGAGCUCCCUCAGGAAAGAAUUGAUGAACAGAGAAAGGUCAUAGACAUCUUGCAAGACCAUGGGGCUGAAAUAGUUGAAGUUUCGAUACCUUUGCUUAAGCAAAUAUUGCCGAUUUAUUACACAAUUAUUCCAGCUGAGGCUGCUAGCAACCUCUCUAGGUAUGAUGGACUCAAGUAUGGCCUCCAGCACAGUACCGUUAGUUCGAAGGAUUCCAAGGUUGACUACCAAGAAUAUAUCCAGAGAAUCAGGACAGAAGGGUUUGGAAUUAAUGUUAAGAGAAGAAUCGCUCUUGGAAAUUUCGUUCUUUCCACACAAGAUGUUGAUUUUAAUGAAAUGUAUAUCAAAGCUCAAAAAGUUAGGAGAUUAUUCUGUGAGCAAUAUAAUGAUAUUUUUGAGGGAAUUGAGAGUUCUAAAGGGCUUCAAAAAGGUGUUGAUAUCCUUCUCUCCCCUAAUGCCGUAGGAGAUAUUCCUAAAGUAUCCUCGAUUAGGUCUGGUGAGAUAGAUGCUAUUAUAGGAGAGUACUCCCAAGAUUAUUAUACAGUACCAUCAAAUGUCUGAGGAGCGCCAGCUCUUUGUUUACCGAUGGCGGAUGUUGAUCAUCUAUCACAAUCUGAGAAAAAGCCUGCUGCCAUGUAUAAACUUUGGGGGAAAUAUGGUAUGGACAGGAGUCUUCUCCAAAUUGGCAAGCUCAUUGAUAAAAUUGUGAAAAAUAGCUAAAU
This is a messenger RNA of Moneuplotes crassus, 1550 nucleotides long. The record is from the annotation of a GenBank genome assembly. NCBI's taxonomy places the organism in Eukaryota, Ciliophora, Spirotrichea, Euplotida, Euplotidae.